Punctularia strigosozonata HHB-11173 SS5 is the source of this 6154-nucleotide messenger RNA. RefSeq lists its product as uncharacterized. The record is from RefSeq and is a predicted model, not a curated record. Lineage: Eukaryota; Fungi; Basidiomycota; Agaricomycetes; Corticiales; Punctulariaceae. Gene Ontology annotation, cellular component: nucleolus. The annotation marks the transcript as partial. Gene Ontology annotation, biological process: maturation of LSU-rRNA from tricistronic rRNA transcript (SSU-rRNA, 5.8S rRNA, LSU-rRNA); maturation of 5.8S rRNA from tricistronic rRNA transcript (SSU-rRNA, 5.8S rRNA, LSU-rRNA). The transcript is spliced from 18 exons.
AUGGACGGCCCUCCGGUUUCAAAGCGACGCAAGAUUGCCACAGAUCUGGGUUCCAAAAGCACGACAAGGAACAAGGGGAAUCCAAACAAGUCCCAGAAAGAUCCUGCCAAGAUCCAUUUUUCUACCGGAAAGCAGGUCAUAACGGCGUUAGCGCAGAGAGAAGCUUUGGCGGAUACUCUACAAAGCAUCAGGAAUCAACUAAGCCUUGACCCCGAAGAGUCGGUCGGGCCUCAAGACCCCCGCUUUCUGCUUGCGAAGGACUGGAUAGAUUCCGACUUCGGUGCUGAGAGUUUAUUCAGGAUUUGGGAUGCGAUAGAUCAGAGGCAGACCGGAAUCUUGCCUGUGUUACUUGGCACGUUUUCAGCGCUCCUCAUCCUUCUCUCCAAACACUACACCUACCAUGCGGAUGGGCUUCCCAUCGUCCGUCGGCUGCUUUCUCAGUCCGCCAAAACCUUUGCUUCCUCUCGCGGCCGCUCCGGCCACGAUCAAUCCUACAUGGAUCGUCUUGCCGGCUACAUAGCAGGAAACCAAUCGCAACCACAUGUCAUCCUGGCGGUCUUGAAGCUGUGGAACGUGUUGAUGGACUUCGCCGCAGGACAAGAGAGGCUGGCUGCCGUAGAGGCAUUUCCUUGGGAUGGAAAGUUCUUGCCGAGGUUGCUGAAAAUGAGAAGACGUUCGAAAGGGGGUGGCAAGGUCUCCCAACCUGCAGAAACAUCACGUAUGCCAGACAUCCGGAGCCUCAUGCUUAAUCUCGUACUGGGUGCAAUAUCACCUGAAUCUUCCCCCGCCGUGAAGUCCGUCUUUCUUGAAAGGCAUCCGGGUGUAUUGGCAUUAGCCUUCGGAGAUAUUGCGUCUGAUGACUAUUCGACCAUCCAACGUGCCUUGGAGACGUCUUGGAGUCUCUGGACAGACAUGAAAGUGAGGCGUGGGCUCAAAGUGGCGGCGUUCGGCGAAAAGGCUAUCACAAACAUAAUCAAACUCUAUGAUCGCUACAUCCCCGAGGGCGCGUAUGAAGAGGAAAUACCAGCGGAUCUUGUUCACCACUUCCUUCUCGCGCUCUGUACUCACCCUGGACAAGGACUUUGCUACAAGGAUCGUGGGUGGUAUAGGCGAACCUUAGUAGACGAUGAGGAUGAGGCGCGAGGCGUGGAUACAUCGGUACCCGGAGGCGGUGGCGCCAUAUAUAACAAAAUACUGGGCAAUGUCCUCAAGCGGUUGAAUGUGAACGAGGAUCCGAGGCAACAAGAGCUUGCUUUGAGGAUCAUGGAGGCUUGUCCAGAGCUGGUGGCAGGGUACUGGAGCGCAGCAAACUUGACCCUGGAACCCCGUCUUUCUACCAAAUGGCUGGCGAAUAUUGCCUUCUUUGGUUCAGUCCUCUCUCUGCCGGUUCCGAAGGACUGCUUCAUGCUGGAUAAUCAUAGUCAAUACACGACUGCUUCUGAAACGGAAAGCGCUUUCAAGCCCAUCCCCCCACCUCUUUACUGCAUCUUGCAGUCCCUUCUCCCGUCUACGCCAAAUCUCAACACGAAAAAUGUCUUCACAAAAGGGUUGCAAAGCGCAAGCGCUUUGGUGCAGCACUGUACGGCUUUGGCGCUGGCGAAAUGCCUAAUAAAAUACCAUGCACUCAUGGCAGAAUUGGACCGAGUGGAGAGCGUCCUGGGUGAAGGUGAAGGGUCCAGCGUCACCCGCGACGACAAAGCUUAUGAGGUGCCGUCUGGGCAAUGGAGCAGGAGAAGACAAGAGGUGGAGAGGGAAGUAAGGAAGAGGGUUCCCGAAUUCCAGGUCAUCGUUGCCUUCGCACAAAAGGCGGACAGGGAGGUCCCGCACGUUCCAGCUCAGGAGAGCGCUGCCGGAGUUGCUCCUGCAACGUCUCACGAACCGAAGAGUGCAUCCUCGGCUCGAGCGGGCUUGCUGGGCGAAUCUGCGCUGAGACUUCUGUGGCUAUAUCACGUUUGUCUGCCUUCGCUAGUAGCGGAAGGGAGAUUCGACGUCGGAAAACUGCUCACGACCGUGCCCGCCGACCACGGCAGGGAGGUAGGAGAAGAAGAAUGUCCAAGCUAUGAGCAGGGACUAUCGGCCCUCCGACGGCUUCAUGCUCUUCGCCUUCUACGUGAGAGCGAGCAAUUCUCUUGGCAGAGUCGAAGCGGUACUCAUACAGGCUUGUCAAUACUACUAAGAGAGUCUAUUUCGACUUCUAUUCCGGCCAUCCGGGCUACCAUUCGGGCGAUUCUUCAUCGAGCAUUCAGUGACAGCUCCUUGUUUGUUCAUAACGCGGAUGAAAUCGACGCGUGGCUCGACGCGCUUCCUAUGACACGACGCCCACCACACGCCCACGCUCCGGACGGCACACCUCUUGCUGAUGAAGGCGCAGGUGUGGCCACCUUCCUCGAUGACUGUGUCCAACGGUGCAUCCGGUCGCCAUACCUAUAUAUCGAGAUGCUCGCGACCCUCCAGGAUUCUUCAAAGCUCACGGAUCAGCAGGUGAUCAACGUCCAACGUUCGAAUCUCCCAGCUUCACCCCUCCUCAUGACCGCUAUAGAGCAGUUAUGUGCAAAAACUGCAAAAACUUUGAUUUCUAUGUCGGACACCUUGGCGGUCGUGUCCUUCAUUCGACAUCUAUUGCUGUUCCUUGCCUGCCAUGCCUCAGACCUUCAGUUUAUCCAGGCGUGUGCCGAUGAGAUGUCGCGUGUGGUGACGAUGCCCAAUUCAUCUAUCAUCUGUCUCGCGCUUCGGAAAGAAAUCCGACUUGCACGGGAUCUGGUGCAUCAAAUCAGUCGUCCAAACAACCCCGGGAAGCAUAUGGGGGGAGGGAAUGAUGUCGCCGUUCGGGAGUUCAUCAACAAGGCGCGGCUGCGGCCCAUACCAACCUCACAUGUGCACCGACGCCAAGUGGCAUACGAGCUAAUAGACGAACUCCGGUUUUCCGAUUUAUCAUUGCGCGACGAAGACGUGAUUCAAAUUGUGACCCUCGUUGAUCGGCUCUACGGACCUGCUAUACGCGAUCUCUUCCGUUUUCUGGAUCCAUCUCGGACUGCCGCAUUUAUCCCUGCGUUCCUGGAUCUCGGACCGGCGGUCAUACGGCAUGCCGCCGACUUUCACGUUCUCUUCUUGCACUCUGGACAUGAGGAGUUGGCCAGCCCAGAUUAUCGUUGCCUGCUGAGCGAUGUCCUGUAUGCCGGAGAACACGCUCGCCGACUGUCCCGCGUAACCAAUGCACUGAGGCUCGUCGAACACCGACUUGCGAAGGCGGACUGUUCCGAUCUCCGCCGAAGCCUGUUGAUACUGAUCCAAACCAUUUGUGCAUCAGCGAGACUAGCUAUGGAUGGGUCGUAUGGGAGGUUGAUGCAGUAUGUAUUCGGCGAAAUGCGUGCCCUACGAACAUUGUUGUACGAGCACAACGACGAUCGUGUGCAGGAAGCACUUUCAUCAAUAGUGGGAUUAUUGCUCCUAUCUGCCGAAAGCCAGACGCUGGACCUCGCCGUUCCAUUCAUUGAGUACUGGAUCGGAGUUAUGCGCCGAAAGGCGGUCGAUCUCAAUAGAACGAUUCGGGCUACCUCAAUAUGGGUUCCGGUUAUGAGCAUGGUCGAUCUCACAGACUUCCUCGAUGCGCUAGCAGCGCGUGAACAGGAUGAUUGCACGGUAAUCCAGACAUCGCUCGCGGCUGUGUCCACCAGACAUAUAGACGCCCAGCAUGCUCCACGGGUAAUCCAGUCACUUGCAAUCCUCUAUCGGCGCAUGCCUUGUCUGGAACCAUUGGGAGACUUCGUCAAGCGCAUUUUGGGCUCGCUGUUGCCCAUCGGUUUCGACGGUUCUAAACUAGCCAGCGCGGCGGACGACGCUACGGAUUUGGCUGAUUUAUGCCUCGUGGCACAGACCGUGUGGUCCCAGCGAUGCACCAUCCUCGGUGAGGUGCUGGAUAUAAGAGAUCUUCUUUCAGCAAGUCAUUGGUCGUCAAGUGCGGUGGAGAUCAUCCGAUUACUGCUGUAUCAAAGCCAUAACGCACGCGAACAGUUUUCAAGCUGUCUCACUAAUCACGAGCUCCGCACCCGUCCACCCCUACAACUUGCGCGAAUCCUGCCAGCCUACCUGGAUGUUGCCGUGGGCCAGUUGCCCGAAGUAACGGAUUUGGCAAAAGGAGAAUGGGUUGAUCUCUUCGUCCGGCUAUUAUCUGCUCUUUGUGAUGCCGAACCGGCCCCGGAACAACGCAAGGAUGUUAGACACAGUGUCAUCGGUAUCCUAGACUUCAUGGGGCCGCAGAGUGUCCUCUUGAAACCACUCCAGCAGAUCCUCGAAACACCUACGCCUGGAUUGGACGUUUUAGAUCUCAGCCUUCUGGCACGUCACUCGGUCCGAUGGCCUGCUUGCGAGAUGGAUCAACUGAAGCAGCUUCUGGUCGAUAAGGCGUUAGAGGCGGCGGUGCAGCACUUCACGAGCGACCAUGACGAAGUUUUGCCGGACCUGGCCGAAAGUAUUACACUCGAGCUAGCUACACUCGUGCAAGAACUACCAGAUGUCAAGACUCGCCACGUCGAGGAUCUUAUGGCUUGUAUCAUUCGUCACAGGCUAUUCGACCCAAGAGCAACGGGACUGGCGAGACAGGUUCUCUCCAAGACGUCUUUGAAGCCGGUGGUGAUCAACCGUUACCUACAGAGUAUCUUACAGCACCCUGAUUUCCUCAAACUCGCUGCUUCGGAACUGCACAAUCACGGAAUCAUCGACAUCAUUUGCGCUCUCUUUCAUCUCCACCCCUCCAACACCUGCCAGCCUAGUCACAUCCAGCCUCUCGUCUCUCUAUAUCGCGGAACGGUAACAACAACGGACUUUCAGUUGUUAUCCAUAUUCCGGAUGUUCGAAGCUGAGAGGCGAGUUUCAGUGAGCUCACUGCUAGCUCAAUGGUCCCCGACCAUAGGGGUUAAGUCAAGAUCAGCCGCAGACGCUCUGUGCAGCUUGAAACCCAGUCGAGUCUUCAGAACUUGCAUGCAGUUCCCGAUGUGGCGUCGGUGCCGUGAUACCUCCCAGACAGAGCUUCGGAAUGAUACCCAAUCGCCCUCCGUCUAUGACCCUGUGUUCGUUUUGUCCUUGUGCAGCCGCGCCCUGAACGAAGAAAGCCUGUACAAUUCCGUACCCGCUCUCGUUGGCCUGUUUCGAACGAACAUAGUUUCACUGCUGGUGCGAGCUCUGUCAGCCGAAGAUCCCGACCUACGCAGCAAUGCACUGGAUCAAAUCUCCGGCAUCAACAUGCUUCUUCAGACAGCGGACAUGCGGGAGAAGGCGGAAGUCACAUGGAUAUUAUGUCGGCUACGGUCUCUGGUUAUACGGGGCGCAGUCGAAGAGUCGCCUCCGCGCCUCCCCUCCUACAUCUCCUUAUUCCUAGCACACGCGCUAAGAGCUAUAUUCUACCCGUCUACGUUCAUCUUCCCUCAUACUGCUAGGUUUCUUCUUCAACGACCCUCCUUGGACGCGGCCGAUGUGCCUAUGCUAUAUGCUAUGCUGUUCAGCGCUGAUGAAGAAUGGCGAAGAGAACGCGCGUGGAUCCUUCGCUUCCUUAGCAGUCUCGGUUCAAACAGAGAAGAUUGGGACAUUUUCGACCGUCGACGAACAUGGGAACUUCUUGGAUCUAUCAUGCAAAGUCGUACUUCGGAUAUCGCUACUCGGAACGCAGUAAUCGAGGUGCUUGCGACUUUGACAUGUAAUCAGCACGCGACAUCGUAUCUCAUACGCCGGCGUGCACUCUUAUCUUGGAUGAGCAUGCAGACGUCGUAUCUUUCUGCGGACGAGCGCCUCUCGUGGAUCAAACUCGUAACGAAUAUAGUUCGUACGGGUCGGUUGUCUGCUUUACCCGCCGCAACAAGGAGACAGUUCUUUGAGAUCAUUCUGGGCACGGUCACGGUCGUACUGCAUGCGUCGAAUGGAUCACCCGCUGCCUUGCACCUCUGUGCCAGAGUGAUCUCUAUAGCCCUCACGUGUAGUGAUAUUGGCACUAUGCACUUGCACGGAACCAUGGACGCGAUGCUGCGAUGCUUGCAUAAGCUCGAGAAGCACAUUCCAUCGAUGAAGUGUGAAGCAAAUCCACCAUACAUCAUUGAUCGGACCUCUACCAACAAUUUGUACGAUGCUACUUGCAUUCACCAGCCAUCAUUUGAACUUGAUGCAC